AUGAACUCACUGUCGUUUUCCGCCUUGCUCUCGAAGGGAAGGCGAGCUGCCAGAGGGCUCUCAGUGGAUGCUGACCCCGGAGAGGCCUUAAGGUACCUUAUUCAAGACCCUCACUGGCCCUUUUGGAGGGGCAAUCUCUCAUCCCACCCGCCCUCGGCCCUUCUGCAGCUCUUCAUCUACCUACGUAUCUCUGCUCUGGGUCGGUCUGAAAGCCACCGCUUCACCUUCUUCAUCACUGCUCCUCUCGCCAUUGGCACGCCUUCUCGCCGUUUCGAUAUCCAUCGCCGCGCCUCACACGCCAGCUGGCUCUCUCAAUAUUGCAAAGCUUUCAGUUUCCCUGACGGUCAAGUCCAACCGGACAUCCCGUACCUGGAGCAAGCUUUGCAUCGCGAGCCUCUCCCCAACACACCAUUCCGCAUCUCUUUCAGACUUCAACAGAACAUUCUACAACCUAGCGUUGAACAUAUCAACUCGAGACCGUCCUUGCCUUUUCAUCCUUUCGCCAUUCUUUGCGGACGCUCCAAAAUGCCCCUCUUCAAGUGA
Molecule: messenger RNA, 543 nt
Organism: Akanthomyces muscarius
Lineage: Eukaryota; Fungi; Ascomycota; Sordariomycetes; Hypocreales; Cordycipitaceae
Exons: 4
Coding region: 1-543 (180 amino acids)
Source: RefSeq, a predicted model, not a curated record